AUGCGCGCUCGCGUCGACGCGCGCGCAUCGACGCAUCGCCGACGAGCGCGCGACACGUCCUCGACCGUUGCGCGUCGCGUCCCGCGGCUCUGCGCAUUCGUCAUCGCGUUGUCGACGCUCCGAUGCGUCGCGGGCUAUCGGCUCCCGCGUUACGUCGCCCCGCCGUACCUGACGUCGAUAACGCCGAACCUUGGACACGUCGUGGGCGGGACGGAGGUGACGAUCCGAGGCGGGGGGUUCGCGAACGAAGCGGGCCUGAGCGCGCGCUUCGCGUAUUACGACUCGUCGACGAUGACCUCGGAGAUCGACGUGGUGAAGGCGACGUACGUAGAUUUCGGGACGAUUAAGGUGGUGACGCCGCCGAGGGGAGUGCUCGGUUCGACGCACGUGACGGUGUCGAACAACGGAGUGGGAUGGUCGACGACGCCGCUGAACGAAGCGCACGAGGGGACGUACUUGAAGUUUGAGUACUCGAACACGAAUCCCACUGGGACGUGGGUGAUUCAGAACGCGACAGGGCACUCGCGUGGUGGUGCGGUGGUAAAGAUUCGUAAUUCCGAUGGGAAUUUCUUGCCGGGUCCGCAUUUACGAUGUCGAUUUGGAGAUCCUGUGGACGCGUCGGCGACGGCAACGUUCACAAUCGGGACGAUGACGAAGACGGCGAAGCACCCAUGGUUCGGACGUGGAAGUGGUGAAGUGGGCUACACGGUGAAGAGCGCCCGAUUGAACGAUGGUGCCGUGACGGAGGGUCCGUCGUUCAUUCUGAAGAGGGACACCACGUACACAUUCACGUUGGAUUCGUCGGUAGCGAACUUUCCGUUUUACAUCUCCACUGUCGAGCCAUCGAACUGGGAGAAAAGUUACGAGAAUAAACUCACCGACCCGACAGAUAACGGUUCGGUGUACUUCACGCCGACAUCCUCCAUGCCAGAUUAUGUGUAUUAUCACAGCACGACAGCGUCUUUCAUGGGUGGGAUGAUUGUUCUUAUCGACGCGUCGUCGUCAGAUUUCGAAACUGGCGCUUCGAAAGCAAACACGGUUAAGGCGGAGUGGCUGUAUUAUAACGAAAUACAAUGUGUUACACCACCGUGGGUGAGUAGUCAGGACGACUCGAACGAUCACGGCGGAAAGCAGGUGACGGUGUACGUCUCCAACGACGGCGUGACAUACCACGGGGGAAGUGGUGGCGCGGACGGAGCCCCGCCGGCUGAUAGCGGCUCGGGAACGACGUUCACGUACUUUGACAACACCACGUUUUGCGACGUUCCAAUUUAUUACGAUGGUUCGGCCAACGCCGCGUCGUACAAAGCAGGAAUCGCACUGACACUUACGUCGUCGAAGCACUCAGUGAGCCCAAUCUAUGCGGACGAUGGUACGAUAGAUAGUACCAUGAAGACAAAUUACGCCAACGCGGUCACUACGCACACAACAGAGGCAGGAUUGACGACAGGCUCGGGAAAUAGGAACGAUUUGGUCGUAGAGGGUACUUACACGGGCGGUGGUGUCGCGUGGUAUGAAGUCGUCAUCGACGGCGCCACGUCUGGAAGCGAAACUUUUAGAUGGAGAUUACACAGCGCAAUCGGAUCGAACGUCGCCUGGAUAGAAACUGGUCGCGCGAUUCCAGUCGCUUUGUCGGGAUCGCCGGGUGGUCUACUAAGUCAAGGCAUAAGGAUCCGCUUCACAUCAUCCGGGACGCAUCACGUCGACGGCGAUCGAUGGCUCAUCCGAGUGUACGGAGGCAAACCAAAUGUGGUCUCCGCAACGACGACGCACGAAGAGACCACGUAUGCCGCACGGGGACCCUUCUACGGUAACACGGAAAUAACUAUACAUGGACAAGGCUUCUUUCCAUCGGACAGAAUGAAGUGUAAGUUGCACGACUCUGUCACGGGCACAGGAGACAUGAUUCUUGACGCUCAGUUCGAUAGUGUGCAGCGCGUGCGGUGUAUUACCAAAGCUCACGAUCCGCGUUCUGGCGGUGAAGUAGCUGGAACGUUUCGUCCGUGCUUCGAAAAGACAAUUACAGUCAGCGUGGACAAUGGAGAGACGUAUAGCGAUGAUUCGUCCGCGAAGUUCCUGUUCUGUGACAUCUACGUUUCUAAGUCGGGCUCUGACACUUACGGCGACGGCACACCAAACAAACCGUAUCUGACGCUGCAGCGUUCCUUCGAGGCCGCACUCGGCGAAGCAAGAUCCUACGCAUUGUCUUACGAGUUGGGCGAUCUCAAAACGGGCAUCAGAGGUAGUUCAGAGUUUCGCACGAUGAAGUUCGGUAGCGCCUCGAAAAUUCCCGUCAACAAAGGCUUCGGGUAUUACGUUAAUCGCGAUCGGGUUCAAAUCAGUAGUGGUUCUUACACCGGGGCGGGUAAUAUUGGAUUACACCCACUCGGCAAAAUGCUCGAGGUCGUAUCGAAAGACGGUACUGUGGUGAUCGAUUGUGAGAAGGAAGCGACGGGAAUGAUAGUCAACCACGACCGACACGGAUCUGAGGAGGUGACGAACUCUGGCAGCGUGUCCUUCAUCGGGGUGACUCACGUCAACUGCUAG
Messenger RNA from Ostreococcus tauri, 2547 nucleotides. RefSeq names its product Immunoglobulin-like fold. The record is from RefSeq and is a predicted model, not a curated record. The transcript has a single exon. Bases 1 to 2547 code for a protein of 848 amino acids. NCBI's taxonomy places the organism in Eukaryota, Viridiplantae, Chlorophyta, Mamiellophyceae, Mamiellales, Bathycoccaceae.